Messenger RNA from Leucoraja erinaceus (little skate), 5404 nucleotides. It is a transcript of the gene fzd2, whose product is annotated as frizzled class receptor 2. The coding region runs from base 403 to 2067 and encodes 554 amino acids. NCBI's taxonomy places the organism in Eukaryota, Metazoa, Chordata, Chondrichthyes, Rajiformes, Rajidae. The transcript has a single exon. Gene Ontology annotation, biological process: canonical Wnt signaling pathway; non-canonical Wnt signaling pathway. Gene Ontology annotation, molecular function: Wnt receptor activity; Wnt-protein binding. The record is from RefSeq and is a predicted model, not a curated record. Gene Ontology annotation, cellular component: plasma membrane.
UCGUGCCUUUAGGGCUGGUCGUCAAUUAAUACGCGGAUUGGCUCUGCUGUCGGUGGGUUGGGACGGUGGGUCUGUUUCAAGGCUGGUUCGCCUCCGCCAGCGCUGAGCGCCUCUCCUCCCCUCCCACAGCGGGCCCCUUGAAACAGCGUAAUUGAGAUGAUGUUAGUUGCACAAAGAAAUAGUCAGGCAGUCGUUUAACGGGCACGCAGCGAGCGAGUUGGGCUCACGAAAGGAGCGCUGUGAAACUGCGUGGUUCUUUGCGGCUAAGUUUCAUUUCUACCUCCCCAACCCCCCCUCCAGUCCUUUUACGAGUUUCUUCUGCGAACCUAAGAAAUGUCGCUGCAUUGAUUGUGUUGCUUUUCGCCCGUAAUCACAAGACUUUGAAGAUUUUUUUUUUCGAGGAUGCAUUUCAACGUGUUUCUGAGCGGACUGAUCACACUCUCGCUGUUCGAUUCCAACUUCCUGAGAGCCCAGGGCCAAUUUCAGGGAGAAAGAGGGAUCUCCAUCCCGGACCACGGCUUCUGCCAACCCAUCUCCAUCCCGCUGUGCACGGACAUCGCCUACAAUCAGACCAUCAUGCCCAAUUUACUGGGCCACACCAACCAAGAGGACGCGGGGCUGGAGGUCCACCAGUUCUACCCGCUGGUGAAAGUGCAGUGUUCGCCCGAGCUGAAAUUCUUUCUGUGCUCCAUGUACGCCCCGGUGUGCACGGUCUUGGAGCAGGCGAUCCCCCCGUGUCGCUCGAUCUGCGAGCGGGCGAGACAGGGCUGCGAAGCGCUGAUGAACAAGUUCGGUUUCCAGUGGCCGGAGAGGUUGCGUUGCGAAAACUUCCCCGUGCACGGCACGGAGCAACUGUGCGUGGGUCAGAACCGCUCGGAGGAAGGUAACCCCACCACCGUCCCCACCGCCCCGGGCAGCGACCUGGCUACUCCUAACCCGCCCCGCUACAAGCACGACCAGCCCUUCAACUGCCCCAGAGCGCUGAAAGUCCCCUCGUAUCUCAGCUACAAGUUCCUGGACGAGAAAGACUGCGCGGCGCCUUGCGAACCUUCCAAGAGUAACGGCUACAUGUUCUUCAACGACGAGGAGAUUAAGUUCGCCCGCAUUUGGAUCCUGAUCUGGUCGUCUCUCUGCUGCGCCUCCACGUUGUUCACCGUGACCACCUACCUGGUGGACAUGCAGAGGUUCCGCUACCCCGAGCGGCCCAUCAUCUUCCUCUCGGGCUGCUACACCAUGGUCUCCAUCGCCUACAUCGCCGGCUUCAUCCUGGAGGACAAAGUUGUGUGCAACGAGCGGUUCGCCGAGGACACCUACAAGACGGUGGUGCAAGGGACUAAGAAGGAAGGGUGCACCAUCCUCUUCAUGAUGCUCUACUUCUUCAGCAUGGCCAGCUCCAUCUGGUGGGUCAUCCUGUCCCUCACUUGGUUUCUAGCGGCCGGCAUGAAAUGGGGCCACGAAGCCAUCGAGGCCAACUCUCAAUACUUCCAUUUGGCCGCCUGGGCGGUGCCGGCCGUCAAGACCAUCACCAUCCUGGCCAUGGGGCAGAUCGACGGGGACCUCUUGAGCGGGGUCUGCUUCGUCGGCCUCAACAGCAUCGACCCGCUGCGGGGAUUCGUGUUGGCGCCUCUCUUUGUCUACCUCUUCAUCGGCACCUCCUUCCUACUCGCCGGCUUCGUCUCCCUCUUCCGAAUCCGGACCAUCAUGAAACACGACGGCACCAAGACGGAGAAGCUGGAGAAACUGAUGGUGCGGAUCGGCGUGUUCAGCGUGCUGUACACCGUGCCCGCCACCAUUGUCAUCGCUUGCUACUUCUACGAACAAGCCUUCAGAGAGCAGUGGGAAAAAAGCUGGAUUAGCCAGACUUGCAAAAGUUACGCCAUCCCCUGCCCCAUCCACUACUACCCCAGGAUGACUCCAGAUUUCACUGUGUACAUGAUCAAGUACCUCAUGACUCUGAUCGUGGGCAUCACGUCUGGCUUUUGGAUCUGGUCCGGAAAGACUUUACAUUCCUGGCGCAAGUUUUACACCAGACUCACCAACAGCAAACACGGGGAGACGACCGUGUGAGAGAGAAAGAGAGGGGCACAAAAGUUAACACGGGACUCUUUGUGUUUUAUUAUUAUUAUUUUUUUGUUAAUUGGUUUUACUUAACGUUUGCAUUAGGAUAACUUCCCAAGGUGUAAUAAAAACUGUAAAUAGCAUUUGUAAAAAAAUUCUUAAUUAUAUAUUUGUAUUUAAAAAAAACAAAACGAUCCUACUUGAGAUUUUUUUUUAUAUAUAUAUAUAUUUUUGGUACCAGUCUUCGCUAACUUGCCAGUGGAUUUCCGAUCUUAAAAAAAAACAGCUAGAAAACUGAUCUGGGUGGCUCAAUGGGGCAUUUGAGUCGAUUCCAUUAAAGCAUCGACUCUCUUAAUCGGUUCUUCUUUCUCCCUCCCCUUCCUGCUGGGGUGAUGUAGAAAUCACGGCGUUGCCACAUUUGCAGAGGUCCUAUAUAAAUAAAACUCCUCUCUUUCCACUGCCCGCCCCCCCUCCCUUCUCCCAACGCUCUUUACACUCGGAAUCCAACAAACCUUGUGACCGAAUCUCCCUAUCCCCGACCGUAGGGGACUUGCAACAAAACCUUUUCCCCCCCCAAUGUUAUCUGUGAAUCGCGAGCUUUAAAUUUCGCCUUAUGGAAACGUACUUUUGAUUACAAGUUUUGAUGCAGCCCCAAGUCAUUAUAUAGUCUCAUUCUUGAAACUUUUUUCUUGCAAAAAAUAAAAAAAAAAACAGUGGAUACGUGCAGUUUAUAACUCGGCACAGAUGCUGAUUCGAUCGAAUGAACACCGAGUGUUUUUUUAACCGCUGUUCUGGCUGCGUUUUUUCACAGCUGUCUAUUCGGCCACAUCUUUACACGGUUAUUGUUCUAGAUUUGACUUUUUUCUUUAUGUUUUGGCUUCUUAACCUUGUUUUCUGCAACAUCAGAAGUUGGGUGCUCCUGAGUUUGGAAGAGUUUUUUUUUGGAUGAGAGGAGUGGUUGCGGUUGGUGGGGUGGGGGGGGAUCCGAUCUCUGACCCCCACCUCCUGCCGAGCUCUUGAAAGUUCUCUCUUUCUUCCCCCUCCCCGUUAUACAAUGGGCCGGCCCCUCGGUGCCUCUCCGUUCGCCCUGUGCGUUGUACGUGAAACGUCUACCGCCUGCCUUUUCAUUCCUAGCCUUCGGUCAGCGUUGCUUAAAGCCCGCUUGGGGACUCAACGGCCUCGCUUUUUUCACCUUUCUUUACAGUAAUCAAGGGGGAAGGGGCAGAAUUUUAAAUAUUCGCUUGUAAAUUCUAGCCCCUUGCCCCACUGUUACAGAACAAUCACUCCCUCCUCCAACUUCAGAAUUGUCUUGUAUUUGGCGGUGAAAUUCGCCAACAGGAUUGUCGCUAUACGAGGCGGUGAAUUAUCUCCAAUGGACCGUGCCAGCGCUCUGCUCUGUAAGUUAGGUCAAUAUUGUAGAUCCUGGUGUGCCCCAGUCUGGAAUGGGCCAGUGUGUCUCCGGCUUCCUGCAGGGCUAGCUGACCUCGGCAUGUUGCAAUCUGCAUCUGUUUACAGCUCUCUUUAUUUACCGUUACGCCACCAAAAUACCACAAGUAGAACUCUGCAUACUGACCAGGCCCCACAUCUUGUGCCCACCACACUUUAUAGCGCCCCAUAUCCCAGGAAAAGUGCCGAGUUCGCCAUCAAUCCUUGGGCUCCAAGUCUGGCAGCAUUGCAGGAAUGGAAUGUUGGCUCUGGCGUUCCUGAGUUGUAUCCGUCACAUUUUGAUAUUUUGACAAACGCUUGUGAUACUGGGGGAAGAAGGUAGCUGCUUUUGAGUGUAUGUGUAUAUAUAUUUUUUCUCUUUGUAUCUUGUCACACUUCAGAGUGGCCUAUCUGCCAAAAGAUGCAAGAGUUUAGGAAUUCCAUUGGUUUUUCCAAGGGAAAAUGAGGAUUUCCCACAUGAAGAUUGAAUGUACCUGAUUGUUCACCAUCUAUCAAAACUUGGGCAUAUUUUCCAGAGUGGAAUGAACAGAAUAAUCCCAAGCAUCAAGCUGUACAUAUUUCUGUUAAUGUAAUUAGUACUUGUACUAUAAAAUGAUUAAAUAGUGCAGACCACAGCCUAUCAAAUACUGCAAGAUUCUCUUAGAUUGGAGUACAUAAUAUGGAUGGUUGGCUUAGACUGAUGUAGAGAUAUAUCUAUAGUUUUUGUAAGCUGGUAGAUGUAGGCUUGGAACUCCAUCCAUUUUCUUGCCUGGUACGCAGGUUGAGUUAAGAUUGCUAACUUUUUAUAUUUCCUUUAAGAUUGUAAAUAGAUAUAUUGUAAUAGCAGAGCCCUUUCUUCAAAUGUUUAAAUUGAUUUUUAUAUUCUGAAUGUUGUUUGCUAAUCGGACUGGAAUGUGAACAAUUCUGGGAGAAUACAUGGAGGAGAAAGUUGGGGGUGAACUGUGUGACAUAAUUUUCUGUGGCCUUCCUAUAAUUUAAUCAAGAAUGCCACGACAUUAUGUAAAAUGUAUACUUAUCCAUCAUUUGUAAUUGCAACCCCAUUGGUUAUUUUUAAAGUCCGUUUAAGUCGCUUUCUAGGACACAUGUUAUUUUUUCAGACCGUAGCCAUACUCCAUUACGUUCAUUAUUGAACUUAAUCUUUUAUAACUUUUGUUUAUCUCCUUCCACCCCCCCUUGAGUUCUUUACCCGAUCAGAUAUGGCCUUAGUCACUCUUUAAGAAUGGGUAACUUAUUUUUGUGUAUUUGGUUACUGUUGCAGUGGUUUUCAUAUUGUAGCAAGAGUUAUAUUUCUGAACCACUUACAUAAAAAGAGUGCACACUUUCACUUUGGAUUCCAGACACAAAUGUGGUGUGUUUAACCCAUCCUGUUCCAUCUCCUGCAUUCUAAGAUGGGACUGUUAUAAAUGCCUCACAGAAAGUGGCCCAUGUAAUGGUGGUGUGGUGUACUUGGGGUAGUGGUAGCUCCCAGUGAACGCACCUGAAUGUAUUUUGUGGUACAUCUUUCUGAAAUUUUGGAACAGAAUGGUUUACUUCCAAGAGUUCAGACAGCCGCCCUAUAACUAAGCUCUUUAAACCAAACUUGGGAUGCUUAUUUCAUUUAACUUUUUUAAAGGUUGUCCAUUAUUGGUUUAAGAAAUAGACCUGUUAAUUGCUCUGCAUUUUGUAAUUUGAAACAAUUCUUUAUUCUGAAAGUGAGUUAAUAUUGUGUGCACCCAAAUUUCAUCUCUGUGCACUUCCCUUUCAAAUAUUUACAGAAUGUUCACAAUGUUCUGGUCAACCACAUCCCAAAGGUGUAAUUUCAGUGCUAUCACCAGUGCUGUAUAGUUUCUCAGUAAAGACUGAACUGAAGGAUCAGGCGCUCAAAUGUAUUCAAAUAAAUUAAAAAUUUUGUUUUUUGCCA